CGUGCCUCAUGUUCCGGCUAAAGGAGACCCUGUCGCACCUUCACCAAAUGGCAGAGAUGAGGAAAAUAUUCAAGCUGCAACCAACAAAGAUGAUGCACUUGGCCCUAUUCUUCUACAGCCUUGCACACAAGAUGAGUUCAUCCAUCGUCCAGCCAUUGCUCCAAGGCCACAAAGACUUACAAAACGACCAGCCAGGUACGUGUCCCCUUUCAAAGGCGAUCCACAAAGAGCUAAAGCUCCACAGUUAACAGCACAUGCUGUUAGGAAAAAGUUCAGAACUGACAUGAAGUGCAAAAGCGAUAUUUUCAUCCGCACCGGCUUGAGAGAAUUUAGUGGAUUAGAUAUAGAGGAGUCUUUCCUUGAUGGCGAGAUGCUUUCCACUCAGUUCAUGUCAUACCUUGUGGCCUGCAUGAGCUACGAUGAAUGCCACAUGCCUGAUGGUGGUGGGUAUAGGGUCUUUUUAUCUCAAGAGCUUGGGGAAUAUGUCAAUAUUGAGGAAGAUGAAGAGUUCUCUCAGUGGGAAUCACAUCAGGCACUAGCUGUCUUACAGCGAGAUAUUGGAGAUCUUGACGCAACCAAAGUGAAACUAUUCCUUUUGCCGGUUAUGGAGGAGGAGCACUAUACCAUCUACUGCAUCAACUUCAUACAUGACCGCAUUGAUGUAAUUGAUUCUAGUCCAGACGACCACACAGAUUACCACCAAGUCCUUGGUGACCGAAUUAUUCGACGCCUUAAUCUCCUGUUUCAGUUGGUAACAGAUUUUGAAAUGAAGCAAUUUACCAGAUUCAAACGUCCUAUCAUUGUUCCAUGUAUGCAUACGGACGAUAAUGAUUGUGGAUUCUAUGCCAUCAAAUCCAUGGAGCUAUGGAACGGUGACUCUUUCCACGUUCCAAUCCUAACAGAAGACAUUCGGCAAUAUAGGUCCCAGCUCCUAUUCUACGGCAUCUACCAUCCAAUCAACGAGAUCAAGAAGCUCCCUGGUGGUCUAGAAGCACACAGGCGUCGCAUGUGAUCCUAGUGGACUAGGAACAUGUUUACUGU
This is a messenger RNA of Setaria italica (foxtail millet), 1041 nucleotides long. RefSeq lists its product as uncharacterized. Lineage: Eukaryota; Viridiplantae; Streptophyta; Magnoliopsida; Poales; Poaceae. The transcript is spliced from 6 exons. Gene Ontology annotation, biological process: proteolysis. The record is from RefSeq and is a predicted model, not a curated record. Gene Ontology annotation, molecular function: cysteine-type peptidase activity. Bases 284 to 1012 code for a protein of 242 amino acids.